AUGAGGCCUGCGGCGCCCGCGCACCCGUCGCAGGCGGGCCUCCGAACGCUGCGGCUCGCGCGGGCGCGGUCGGGCCCCUGGAGGGCGGCCGCCGCCCCAGCGGCGCCAGCGCCGGGCCGGCGGGGGCUGUUCCAGGGCGCCUUCGGCGGCUGCAGGCACGGGGAUCCGCGCCUGCUGGCCCUCGCCGCGACGUCGGCGGCGCUGCAGCGCCGCGCGCGGCGAGCCGGCACGCUCCAGGAGGACCUCGCAGACCUGCGGCACUUGGCGGACCGCCCAGCGGGCCGCGCCGGGCGGGGCCGCUGGUCUCCGCCGAGCGCCAGCGGCAGGCGGGGGCAGAAGCCGGCCGCGGCGUGGUCGGGCGUGCCCAACACGGCCCCGGCCGACCAGCGGGCGGUGGACGAGCGGCUGCCGAAGAUGAGAUGGAGGAACGAGAGACUGCCCAUCCACGACGUCCUGCCAGAAGUCCUCAGGCACGUCCGCGAGGACCCGGCCAUGCUUUUGCACGCGCCGACCGGCGCGGGCAAGACGACGGUCGUGCCCCUCGCGGUCUUGGAGGCCGGCGCCGUGGCAGGCAAGAUACUCGUGCUGCAGCCGCGCAGGAUCACUUGCAUGAGCGUCGCCAGGCGGAUGGCCUACCUGUCCGGGGAGCCACUCGGCGAGUUCGUGGGUUACCGCAUCAGGCACGACACAGUGGUCAGCAACAGGACGCGCAUAGAGGUCGUGACCGACGGCGUGCUAGUGCGGCUGCUGCACCAGAACCCCACGCUCGAGGGGUACGGAGCAGUGUUCUUCGACGAGUUCCACGAGCGGAACAUCGAGUCCGACCUGAGCUUCUCCCUCUGCCUGGCAGCCCACCGCGCCAACAACUGCCGCUUCAAGCUCGUCAUCAUGAGCGCAACUUUCGGCAACCUGGCGGAGAGCCUGAGAAAUAUUCUGGGCAAAGUGGGCACGGUCCGCAGCGAGGGCACCACCUUCCCCGUCGAGGUGCGGCACGUGGACCUCGUGGCGGAUCUCAACAACUACGAGCCGGAGGGCCCGCAGAAGUUCGCGGAGCAGGUCGCAGGUGUCAUCCAGGGAGCGCUCGGUGAGCAUACCGGCGACGUGCUGGUGUUCCUGCCCGGCGAGCGGGAGAUCAUGUACACGUGGAUCGCUCUGAACAACAUGGGCAUCGGCGAUGGACAGGUGCCCAGAAAUCUGGCCGGCUGGGCGUGGAAGCUGAUCGACCGGAAGGCUGCCGACCUCGGCAGGAGGAUCGUUGUCCACACCCUCUAUGGCACGCUGGACCAGGGCGAGCAGGACGAGGCGCUGUCACCGCCGCCCCAGGGCUGGCGCAAGGUUAUCCUGGCGACGCCCAUUGCGGAGUCCUCCAUCACCGUGCCGGGUGUUCGCGUGGUGGUGGACGCAGGCCUCAAGCGCAUCAAGGUGGAGGACCCCGUCGCGUGCACGAGCACGAUGGAAACUGUGCCGAUUUCGAUCACCUCGGCCGACCAGCGAAAGGGACGCGCUGGGCGCGUGAGCGAGGGCGUGUGCUACCGCCUAUGGAGUGAGAGGCACCACGAGAGGCUGCAGCAGAACGACACCCCCGAGAUCCACAGGUCGGACCUGUCCCCGUGCUUGCUGGACCUGUCCGUCCAGGGCUACGUGUCCGACGACCAGAUCGCGGCGCUGCCCUGGGUGGACCCACCGAAGGUGGAGGACCUCGGCAUUGCCAGGGAGCUCCUGGCCCGCCUGCGUGGCGUCGAGAAGCGGCCCGACGGCGGCUGGGCCCUCACCGUGCGCGGGCGCCAGCUGGCCCAGUUCCCGGUGCACCCGAGGCUGGCGCACGCGAUAUUGCAGGCCGCGCACGUGUCCGAGAGCUUCGCGCGCGACGCGUGCGAUCUGGCGGCGCUGAUGGAGGAGAAGGAGCUGCUGCGAGGCGGCCGCCCGAGGCACGGGGGCGACCUGGAGGCCCGCCUCGACGCGCUGCAGUCGAAGAAGAACCGGGACGUCAUCUGGGCCGUCCGGGAGCGCGUGCUGAUGGCGUCCGAGCAGCUGCAGCGCAUCGCGGGCCUCGGUACGGUGGAGAGCGGCCGGCGACAGAGCGCCAGCGAGCGCAGGUCGCUCUGCGUGCUGCUCGCCUGGGCCUUCCCGGAGCUGCUGGCCAGGGCCGAGCGUGGAGGCGGCAGUGGCGGCCAGCGGCGCUACAGGAUGCGCUACAGCCAGCUGGCGACGCUGGACGGCAGGGACCCGCUUGCCAAGGAGCGCGACCUCCGUUUUUCCUUCUUCUGGCCAUCGCGUCGCUCACUGGCAAUAGGAUCUUCUGGGCCCUCAGGAUGGACCCCGAGCUGCUGCCGAAGUACGGCAUCGACCCGGAGAACGCCGGGGCCCACCGGGUGUACAGCAGAGCUCCCGCGGGCGGCGCGGGCCUGCCUGUGGUGCUCCAGCGCUACCUGGCGGGGAAGGACUGCGCCGGCGUGGCCAGCUCGGAGGAGCUCGUGGGCAGCCUUGCCCGCGACUCUGCGCAGUGGCCCCCUGCGGAAGUGGACGCCAUGCUGUGGGACCUGGCGUGGGCAGAGCCAGCCCAGGUCGGCCUGA
Messenger RNA from Prorocentrum cordatum, 2574 nucleotides. The record is from the annotation of a GenBank genome assembly. Lineage: Eukaryota; Dinophyceae; Prorocentrales; Prorocentraceae.